Molecule: messenger RNA, 1170 nt
Organism: Empidonax traillii (willow flycatcher)
Lineage: Eukaryota; Metazoa; Chordata; Aves; Passeriformes; Tyrannidae
Product: V-type proton ATPase subunit e 2
Exons: 4
Coding region: 88-333 (81 amino acids)
Biological process (GO): proton transmembrane transport
Cellular component (GO): proton-transporting V-type ATPase, V0 domain
Molecular function (GO): proton-transporting ATPase activity, rotational mechanism
Source: RefSeq, a predicted model, not a curated record
CAGCGCGGCGUGUUCGGCCCGCGGAUUGGCCGCGUGCCGCGGCAGUGGGCGGGGCUGGGCCCGCGGAGCGGCCAGAGCGGGGCGGCCAUGACGGCGCACAGUUUCGCGCUGCCGCUCGUCCUCUUCUCCGCCUUCUGGGGCCUCGUGGGCAUCGCCGCCCCCUGGUUCGUGCCCAAGGGGCCGAACCGCGGGGUGAUUAUCACGAUGCUGGUCACCACGGCCGUGUGCUGUUACCUCUUCUGGCUCAUCGCCAUCCUGGCGCAGGCUAACCCCCUCUUCGGGCCGCAGCUGAAGAACGAGACCAUCUGGUACGUGCGCUUCCUCUGGGAGUGACUAGUUCCCAGGAGCCGGCGCCUGAACCGAGACCCCCCGCCAAAUCCAUCACCCUCUUGCAGCUGUUCCAGCCUCUACCCUCCUGUACCAGGCAGCCCCCAGAGGUGCUGGGACAGAGGCUGGACCCGCUGCCCCAGCGCACCUGGAGCACUGCGACCUGGACCGAUGAUGGCUCGGCCCCUGAGCGCGGCAGGCAGCACCCCUGGACAAGGGCCUAGUAAGCUGGCAAUGACAGCAGCCAGGGAGAGAUCCCUUCAGCUGCCUAAGUGCUGCAGUCACUGAGCACCAUCCUGCAAGGGAUCUGUUUGUGGUGGGUUCCAGUGGAUCUUGUCCCAGCAGUGCUCCCCCUGUUCCCUCAGUGCACUCAGCCCUAGCCCACAAGUGAAACCCCUGCUCAUAGCCCAGGCUGCCCACCUUGUUGCCCUAUCCCUGGUCAUUUCAGGCACCAGCUUCCCCUCUGCAUGAGAACGCAGGAGCCACUGCAACCUCUGUCCAUCUUCUGUGGUGGGGUGGUCCCUACUAAGAUAGAUUGUGGCUGUGGGUGGGAGAAGACAGGGCUGACCCUGGAGGAACAUGCAGACCCCCUUAGGUGUGAUAAGGGAGGUGCUGGGGUCUGCUGGAGGAGAUGAAAGGAGGGCUUUGUCUCCCACCUCAGAAGUGAAGCAGCUGCAGUAGUGUCUAGGUAUCUCCACCACAGUGUCAUGGGUCCAGGUUGUGAGAAGAACACAGUAGGGCAUUGUGUUUUAGGUUUCCCCUUAUUUAUGAGAUAAUUUAUCUGUAUUUAUUUAUUUGUCUGUGUUCAAUUUGUGUUGUGGAAAUAAAUCUUUUUUCUAGUAA